Cercopithifilaria johnstoni is the source of this 537-nucleotide messenger RNA. The record is from the annotation of a GenBank genome assembly. NCBI's taxonomy places the organism in Eukaryota, Metazoa, Nematoda, Chromadorea, Rhabditida, Onchocercidae.
AUGGAAGAAGCAUUUUAUGAACCGGAAUAUAUCGUCGAUAUGAAAGUAACAUCAGGUCGCUGCUUUUAUCUCAUCAAAUGGAAGGAUUUUCCUAUGAAUGAUUGUACUUGGGAACCUACGGAGAAUCUUAUAAACUGCGACACUUUGAUUACGGAAUAUAAAAACUCCGAAAAAAGACAAGGAACCCCACAAGAGAAAGAGCUGAAGAAACGAGGCAGAAAGAAAAAGAAUCAGAAGCAAUCAACUCUUUCGGCCAGCAAUCCUUUGAAUUCAGGAAAACGUGUUGGCGAUACAGCUUUUUGCAAGGAACUGUCAAAAGAACGAACAUCGGAUAUAAAUGCUUCUAAGACAAUAGAUUUUUCAACUGUUGCAACUUUGGUUCGUAGAGAACAAUAUAUGGAUACAAUUCGAUUUGAAGCUCAGCUUGCUGAUGGAAAUUCGGUAUGGAUAAGCGACCGAGAUGCCCAUGUGCAUCUAAAAGAUCAUCUGAUUAAAUUCUACGAACGUAUUUUGGAUCUCAAUCCUCUUGAAGCGUAA